Messenger RNA from Fukomys damarensis (Damara mole-rat), 5092 nucleotides. RefSeq names its product ubiquitin specific peptidase 53 (gene Usp53). Gene Ontology annotation, cellular component: cell-cell junction. The transcript is spliced from 16 exons. The coding region runs from base 871 to 4203 and encodes 1110 amino acids. The record is from RefSeq and is a predicted model, not a curated record. Lineage: Eukaryota; Metazoa; Chordata; Mammalia; Rodentia; Bathyergidae. Gene Ontology annotation, molecular function: cysteine-type deubiquitinase activity. Gene Ontology annotation, biological process: protein deubiquitination; sensory perception of sound; response to auditory stimulus.
AGGGGGCGGGGAGCAGGGAGGGGCGGGGCUCCCGGGACCUGUUGAUCGCAGGUGUCAGUUCCCCGGCUGGCCCCUGAGUGCUGGGCGUGUGCGCAUGCUCGGCGCACGGGGUUGGGCUCUGGGCUCUGGGCUCUGAGACCCGCAGCCGCUGCCCCAGUUCCCGGUGAACCUCGGUGCGUUAGCAAUUGUUGGUGUGUCAGUCCGGUGUCGGCGUGAGGCGGCGCUGGGUCAGCGCAAGGCAGCGCUGUGGAAGUGGAAGGCCCGCUUUUCCCUACCUGGAUCGCACGCUCCUGGCGCUGGGAAGGGGCAGCUCACGAUUUGCUUUGAUGUCACAUUGAAAUGACAUAUUGAGUCACCUUUGAUAACUUCACCUGGAAAAUAAAUAGAGUUAUUUUUUAUUAAAAAAGCAUAAAGAAAAUGACCAAAGGAAUCAUGCCAGAUGUCAACUGUACAUCUUCUCCUAUCAUCCUUUUGUAUUUUUUAAUCUGUCAAGACAACUGACUGGUUCACGAAAGAAAUUUGUUCAUCAAUGAUAUUUUUUGCAGUUAAAAACAGAAACAACCAUUUUUGUCUCAGUGUGUACAACUCUCUUAUAAAAUUUAACACGUAAAAAUCUUUAAGGCCUUGUUUUUUAAAAGGAAGUUCUUUUAAAGUUCUUGUUAGCUCUCAGACCUUCAAUGUUUACUUACCCCAUUUUUACCUAUAUCCUCAAAAAUUUAUACCAUUAAGAAAGAUAUGGACUUGGAAACUUACAUACUUAUUACAAACUGUUGUGAAUUUAAGUUGCAAAUUCAAGUUAUCCAUUUUGUCAUCAGAAAUACAGCAUCCAUGUACAGUUCUUAGCUUUAAUGCAAACAAAGUUGUUUGAAGAUGGCCUGGGUAAAAUUCUUACGGAAACCUGGUGGCAACCUUGGGAAAGCUUACCAACCUGGAAGUAUGCUAUCAUUAGCCCCUACCAAAGGCUUGUUAAACGAACCAGGACAAAACAGCUGCUUUCUUAAUAGUGCUGUACAGGUUUUAUGGCAAUUGGAUAUAUUCCGGCGAAGCUUGCGUGUUCUGACUGGACAUAUUUGUCAGGGAGAAGCCUGCAUAUUUUGUGCACUGAAGACAAUAUUUGCCCAGUUUCAGCACAGUCGGGAAAAAGCGCUUCCCUCAGAUAACAUAAGGCACGCUCUUGCAGAAAGCUUCAAAGAUGAGCAGCGAUUUCAGCUUGGCCUUAUGGAUGAUGCUGCAGAGUGCUUUGAAAAUAUAUUGGAGAGGAUUCAUUUUCACAUAGUGCCAAGCAGAGAUGCAGACAUGUGCACCUCUAAGUCUUGUAUCACUCACCAGAAGUUCGCUAUGACUCUGUAUGAACAGUGUGUGUGUCGUAGCUGUGGAGCAUCAUCAGAUCCUCUACCUUUUACAGAAUUUGUGCGGUACAUUUCUACAACAGCUUUAUGCAAUGAAGUUGAAAGAAUGAUGGAAAGACAUGAACGCUUAAAACCUGAAAUGUUUGCAGAAUUACUCCAAGCAGCAAAUACAACAGAUGAUUAUAGAAAGUGUCCUAGUAAUUGUGGCCAAAAAAUAAAAAUUCGCCGUGUUUUAAUGAAUUGCCCAGAGAUUGUUACAAUUGGUUUAGUCUGGGAUUCUGAGCAUUCUGACUUAACCGAAGAUAUUGUGAGGAAUCUUGCAACACAUCUUUAUCUUCCUGGGCUUUUUUAUAGGGUUACUGAUGAAAAUGCCAAAAAUAGUGAGCUUCACCUUGUUGGUAUGAUCUGCUAUACCAGCAGACAUUACUGUGCCUUUGCCUUUCAUACCAAGAGCUCCAAAUGGGUAUUUUUUGAUGAUGCAAAUGUGAAAGAGGUUGGCACUCGAUGGAAAGAUGUGGUCUCCAAGUGCAUUCGGUGCCACUUCCAGCCACUGCUUUUGUUCUACGCAAACCCAGAUGGCGCGGCAAUUUCUACUGAAGAUGCACUCAGGCAGGUUGUCAACUGGUCACAUUACAAAUCUGUGGCAGAAAAUAUGGGAUGUGAAAAGCCUGCAAAUUAUAGUUCUGAAAAUUCAAAAGAAAAUGGAUUUAGUGACCAGGCAAAACAGAGAGACAAUCAGAAACUUCAGACUACUAAUAUUUCAUCAUGUAGCCGGAGCCACGUUCAGAUAAGUGGUGGUAGAGGACCAGUUAAAUUAAGCCACAAUGAUCAAAGGGAAAAGAUGAAAGACAUUUCCCGAGAAUGUGCUCUGAAAGCCAUUGAACAGAAAAACUUACUUUCUUCACAAAGGAGAGAUUUAGAAAAGGGACAAAGGAAAGAUGCAGGCCGAAAUAAAGAUUUAGUUGAUGAAAACAUCCCGCAGUUCAAGUCUGGAUCACCUCCUGCCCUAAAUAGCUUUAGACAAUGUGAAAAUCCACAUCUAUAUCACAGUCAAGGAAGAGGACCCUAUAAACAUGAUCGAAUUUCCCAUCAGAGUCGAGCUUCUGGACAAAUAACAACUUUGGGCAAAUCUCAGAUUCUUGAUCCAGGAGAGAAAAUAACAGGCAAAGUUAAGAAUGACAUUGGCACUGGAUACGACACAGACAGCAGCCAAGAUUCUAGGGAUAAAGGAAGUGGCUGCAACAGCAGUAGUAAAAGCCGGAACCGAGGUUGGAAACCUAUGAGAGAGACAUUAAAUGUCGACAGUGUUUUUAGUGAAAGUGAAAAAAGACAACAUAGUCCAAGACAUAAGUCAAAUGGUGGUAACAAACCUAAAAGUAGGAAAGAUCAGAGUUUUAAUAACUGGCCAAAAGAGAAUCCAAGGCAGAAAGGUUUAAUGACCAUAUAUGAAGAUGAAAUGAAACAGGAAAUAGGAUGCAGAAGUUCCCUUGAAUCAAAUGGAAAAGGAACAGAGAAAAAUAAAGGCAUCAUAGAGAGUAAAGUUCAUGGUGAAAACUGGCAGAUGCAAAGAACUGAGUCUGGAUAUGAAAGCAGUGAUCACAUCAGUAAUGAAUCUGCCAGUUUGGACUCACCAGUUAUUGAUGGAAUUGGUACAGUAAUGGAUGUCUGUGGUGCUAAAGAACAGGUAUCUUUCAGUGACCAAAUUAAGACAACCAGCAUAAAUGUAGAACCUGUGGACUAUACCUCCCAUCAGAACAAAAAGCACUUGGAAGAAUUUAAGGACUUGGAAGCAGGCUAUAAAUCACAUGAGCUCCACCCAGAGUCACAUCUGCAUGCAAAAUAUCCUCAGAUAAAAAGGCCACAUAUCCAUGAAACUAAUGGAAAGUUAUUUCCUUCAUGCAAUCUACAAAUACUGAAGGACCACACUGCAAGUGACCAAAUCCACCAAUCAGAUGAACAGAAAUUUGAAAAGCCAAAUGGAUACAAAUUUUCUGAGUGGCUUAAUAAAGAAAAUUCUGAGAGACCAAGUUUGCCUUUUCACAGUGAUGACAGUUCUGCAUCUGCAAAGAGAGUGAGCAGUAAUGAAAUAAUCUCACCAUCUUCAUUGUGUCCUUCACACCUGAGAACUGUUGGGCUAAAACCAGAAACUACUCCCCUCACCCAACAGCAAAAUAUGAUGGAACAAUCUUACUCUGUGAACUCUCUGUCCAGGGAACGUAUAAUUCAGUCAACCUGCAGGUCUGAGGGUUGCCAGAUGCCAAAUUUUAUUUGCCAGAAUCAACCACCCCCUUUGCCACCAAAGAAAUAUGCUAUAACCAGUGUGCCACCGUCAGAACAGAAUAAAUCUAUGUCUGAUGUCAAACUUCCAGAAGCACUUAUUAAAACUACAUCUGCUGGUCUUCCAACACACAGUUUAAGGACAACUUUGGAACCAAGUUUAGAAGCAAGUACACAUGUGAAUGACAGAUGUAAAGAAACAAAUCAAGUUAAACAGCCUGUUGGCAUCACACAAAACUACCCAGCCAACUCUUCAACUUCAACUAAUAACUUUCUGGCAAAUUCAGAUGCAGUUGUUGAAGCACUUUGCCAACCAGAACUAGGCUCCAGUUAUGUGAGCCCAAACGAACCAGUUUCACUAACUACCUAUUUUUCAGUGGAUAACUGUAUGACUGACACAUACAGAUUGAAAUACCAUCAGAGGCCUAAGCUCUAUUUUCCAGAGAGCAGUGACUUUUGCGAUGAUAGUUCACUAUCUCAAAGUGAAAGACAGGUUGGACCUAUGUUACAUAACAGCGUUGGUUCAAGCAGCCUUCCUGAACGAGGAGAUCAGCCUAGCAUACACUGUAACAGAUGAUGAAAUCAGCAAGCUUACCUUCCAUGCCAUUAGAGUACAGUGUAUCUAUUGACCAAACUGAUUUUAUGUAGAGAUACAUAAAAUUAAACCCCAUAACUUUUUUAAAAUCAUUAAUCACUUUAACUUCUGUGUGGGAGUGGGUGUCUGUGUGUCUGUAUCUGUGUCUGUGUGUCUGUCUGUACACACAUUUUACUUUUUGAUGAUCGAUUCAGUGGAUGAUUUAAAAUUCCCUUUGAACAGUUUUGGCAUGCCUUGAAAAAUGGAAAAAACAGAUUUGCCAUAUGUAACAGUUGAAUAAAAACUGUCCGGCUAUCAAGUGGCUAGUAGACCCAUAGUACUCCUGUAUGUAAAUUCUUAAACUAGGCUAUUUGAAAAAUGUCAGGUGAUACAUAGUUUGUCUAGUCAAAGCAGUAUUUGCUUCUUGAAGAGCACUUUGUAAUGGGUGACCAAAAGAAGGCUUCACCCAUUUGUUUCUGACUUCUGUGAUAGUCUACCACAUAUGAUCCCUUCAAGUGUCUUUAAAAAAGUGACCCAUGAAAUUUGACAGUAUUUUGGGGAAAAUGCCUUAAUAACAAUUUUUAAAUUAAAACAUCAGGGUCAGGUAGAACUAACUUUGUUCUUAGAACUUUUAUCUUUAGAAUAUCUAGUUAAAUUAGGCCAUUGACUAUUUUAUAUAUUCAUAAAUACUACUUCAGCCAUGUAAGCUUUAGUAUAUUUAUUUACCUUGUUACAUUUUUUUCUAAUUUUAUAUGAAAUGUGAAAGGUUUUUAUUUUGGUUUACUUUGGGCUCCUAAUAACCAGUGUUAGGAAUUAAGCUUGGGCCCUCAUACUGGGAUGGUCACUAUUAACUACCAAAAUUUCCUCUGCUCUACUCUCACUUGCUCAUUAG